AUGGUUUUGAAUAAGGUGUACCUUCUCACCAUCCUGCUGCCAAACGAGGAUGACGAUUACUUGGGCAAAUUAAUCAACAUUUCGAAGAAGAUAACACAAUACGCGCGAAACAAUAAGGGGAAAAUUGCCAAGGUGUUAGCUACAUCAGCUCUUUCAGCCUACUCACUCAAUUGGGUAUACCAGUCCGGCGUCACACUGCAGAGGGACCCACACUACUCCUUGUUUGUCCCCUCCAACAGCUACAUAAACAGUGCCAUUAAAAGGGUUAAGAAAAAUUAUCAAGUGAAAAAAUACACAUUUAAGGAGAAGAAAAUUUUCGAAAGGAAUUUCCACCUCAACAAUGCCAUAUCCCAAAUGGGACAAAUGUACGUUGUGAACAAUUUGGUCAAUUUUUUAAAUUUUUUGCCCUACAAGUGGAGAACAAAAUGUACAUACAAUUUUUGCAAAUAUAAAGAAUUUGAAAAUGUCGAAAAUUUUUUUGACUACAUCAAAAUGGUGAAGCAUGAAGGGCCCAUUUUGCUCUUCCAGGGGAAAUUAAAAAAACAGUAUUGGAUACAUUUGCCACUAAAAUAUGAAAUUUUAAAACCAGGGGACGGUUCUCUCUGCACACUUACAUUUACCCCGUUGCACAAAUAUUAUUCUGAUUACACUGUUGAGAUAAAACUGGUGAAAGAGAAGGAAAAUAAUAACGUAAAGUUGAUCACCUCUGUUAAGUGUAAUAGCAAAAAUGGGGAGGAGGGAAACUCCUUCUACAUAAAUGUGGUUAAAAAUAUUGCCAUGCUUUUAACGUAUGACAUUUUUGAAGGAAUAAAUAACAACAUUCAUGUGGUGUACAGACGGAAUGCAAGCUGUGGAAAAAGCAUGUUUACCAGAUCGAAUGCCAUUUUAAAAAGGAAAAAAAAAACAACUCUUCAGUUCGUCCUCUCGCCGGUCAGCACCCCGUGGAGUUUUAAAAUGCGGCGGAGUUAA
This is a messenger RNA of Plasmodium vivax (malaria parasite P. vivax), 969 nucleotides long. RefSeq lists its product as hypothetical. The record is from RefSeq and is a predicted model, not a curated record. The transcript is spliced from 2 exons. The coding region runs from base 1 to 969 and encodes 322 amino acids. Lineage: Eukaryota; Apicomplexa; Aconoidasida; Haemosporida; Plasmodiidae.